This is a messenger RNA of Cryptotermes secundus, 663 nucleotides long. RefSeq lists its product as uncharacterized. The transcript is spliced from 3 exons. The record is from RefSeq and is a predicted model, not a curated record. Lineage: Eukaryota; Metazoa; Arthropoda; Insecta; Blattodea; Kalotermitidae. The coding region runs from base 1 to 663 and encodes 220 amino acids.
AUGCCGUUGGCCGGCGCGUGUCUGCUCGUCGCAGUCCUCACCAUGUUCCUGCCUGCUACAAUUCUCACCCUGAAGCAUGAAGCAAAUAAUGCCAUGCCAUCACGGCGGGAACGUCGUGCCAUGGUGUUUCCAUCUGGAACCGUCUUGCAGUUUAAUAUGGGACUGUCAGUACCGGUGAGUGUCCCAAAUAGGACGCUUACAAUGUCACUGUACUAUCAAGCCGUCUUCAAUUUACCAACUGAAGCAUCCCAGUGGAGCCAGGCCCCCGACAUAUUGGGGAAACGAGAAAUCUCCAACACGCCCCUACUCGAUAUGUACCUCCCUCUUGAGGAAUUCCUAGAGGAGUAUGGCUUCGAUGGCCGAGCAUGUCUCCUGCGGAGCAUCUGUGAAGCUGCGCAUGCGCCAUUCCAACAUGAAAACAUGGAUCUCCUCGAGGAAAUGGCUCAUGCAGUUUUAACGCCCUCUGAAGGAGUUCAGCUUGGAGAAGCACACUGCAGUGAUAGCAGUUAUGGGCUGGAAUAUCUGCCUCUUGAGAGGCAGUACGUGGCUGCAGAGUGCUUGGGAAAAUCCGACGGAAAUUGUGGAACCGCCUAUUCCAAUUGCCCGAAGUCUCCUCUGGAUAUGAUCUCCCAGACGUUAAAUUUGCAACUACUUACAGAGUGA